Aureobasidium subglaciale EXF-2481 is the source of this 477-nucleotide messenger RNA. RefSeq lists its product as uncharacterized. The transcript has a single exon. Gene Ontology annotation, molecular function: nucleic acid binding. The record is from RefSeq and is a predicted model, not a curated record. Bases 1 to 477 code for a protein of 158 amino acids. NCBI's taxonomy places the organism in Eukaryota, Fungi, Ascomycota, Dothideomycetes, Dothideales, Saccotheciaceae.
AUGCAGUCGAAGCUGAACUUCUCGGAUGCGUACAAUCUGGCAUUUCGGACUGAGAAUAUUGACCCGUUGCUACCAGAGCUGUUUGUUGCGCAACGAGCGCUCAGCACUGUCCGCUCCGUGAUCGCCCCCGACAGGCUGGCUAGAUUACGAAGAGCUGGUCUCUCACAUGGUUGGUCGGAGGAAGACAUCGGAGCUGUUGCACGCUUCCGCCUCAUCGUCGCAACUGAAUCUCGUGAACUGAUUGAUGAGAUGAAUACUUGGGAGUCUGGCAAUCAGGUUCAACGGUUGAUGAUGGGUAGUAUGGCCAGGAAGAAGGGUGCUUUGAUUGAUUUGAUGGAUCAGAUUGAUGCUUUGUCAAGGCUUGGAAUUCAGGUGGUCUGGCAUCACGUUAGCAGGAUGGAGAACAGACCGGCAAUCAAUUUGGCGAAGGAGGCAGUUGUCGAACAUUGUACGAAGAACUGGGGAUUCCUGAGCUGA